AGGCAGCCCGAUCCCAGAAGGGGUCCUCGGUCGGCUCAACUAGAAGACGAAGGGGGCGUCUCCCCUGCUUCCUGCGGCGUCGGAGGCGAGUUGAGGCGGAGGCAGGCUGCAGCUGCGAAGGCGUCAGCGGUGGCGGCGGCGCCAUGGCAGGGCUCGCAGGAUCCCUGCUGCCUUGGUGAUCCCGGGCUGACAGCCAGAGACCACAGCGGCUCAGCUCCUGGAGAGCGAGGGUUGAAGAAAGCAGAGGGCAGCCGCCUGCGCCCGCUGGCUCCCAUUAGGUCGGUUCCUGCAGCGGUGCCCGGUGGCCUUGGCGAAGGCCCUGUCCAGCAGAGAUCAUGUAUUGCCUCCAGUGGCUGCUGCCCGUCCUCCUCAUCCCCAAGCCCCUCAACCCCGCCCUGUGGUUCAGCCACUCCAUGUUCAUGGGCUUCUACCUGCUCAGCUUCCUCCUGGAACGGAAGCCUUGCACAAUUUGUGCCUUGGUUUUCCUGGCAGCCCUGUUCCUCAUCUGCUAUAGCUGCUGGGGAAACUGUUUCCUGUACCACUGCUCCGAUUCCCCGCUUCCGGAAUCGGCACACGACCCCGGCGUUGUGGGCACCUAACAGCCAGCCCAGUUAGCUUUCCAAGGAAGCAGAAGACGGGAGGGGAGGCACUGACAUAGGUCAUAAAGCAUUGGAGUUUCAAAUCCCGCGGCCCUGCGGGUGCCACAUUCCUAAUGGCGCCUUUUUGGCCUGUGACGUUUUAUCCUUAUAAUGUGAAUAAUAGCACUGAUCGGUGCUUUUAUCGUAGAGUCCUGUAGUCGUGGGUGGUCUUGUGGUUGUAUGUGUUCUGUCCCCAUCUUGGCCCCCGACUGGCAGGAUGGCCACCCCCCUCGCCUCAUUCCCACGAGGAGCCUGCACCCAUCCUGGUCCACUGCCCCAGCAUGAUCCGGGCAGAUAAAAUGCCAGUCUCAUUGUCACCUCUGUGAACCUUCCUUGUCAGGGGUUCCUCCCUUCUCAGAGUAUUACUGACUCCUCCGUCCCUCUCUUGGCUUCCUGUUAGUUCUCUUUAGCCCUUUCCUUUUUUGGGGAGCACCUGUCCAAGACAGGGCUCAGUUUUGCACUUAUCUCGAAUAUAAAGAGAUUGCUGAUGCCCGAGAGCCUCGCUUUUUCAUCCUUCUUCCCUGGCCAGCAGGCUAGACAGAAUUGUGUCUUGACUGCUGUCCACAAAUCUUCAGUAUUUUCCCCACUUCAUUUUGAAGGAAGAAGUAACAGAUACAUGUUGCUCUUUCACCUGGGGGUCUGGGCUCCUGCUCAGCAGCCCAGCUUCGCUUCCUUUGCCCUUCCUCCUGCCUUUCUCAACUGUCGCAAGGAGGGGGCCUCAUUUUGUCUCCCAUGCAUGCUCUGCAGGAUUGACGUGUGGUGUGUUUACGUAGAUCUAGCGGUCCCCAGCCGAGUGAAUGGGAGAGUAUUGUGUGUUUCAUAACAGCCACGAUCCCCUGAUAGGUGUUUGGAUAUUUUUUGGUGUGGUGUGCCGUGCGUGCGUGUGUGUGUAUACAUACGUACGUGUACAAGUACAUGUGUAAAUCCUUUUUAAAGAAGCUUUAUCGAACGUGUUCUGAUUUUGAGGUGUAGCAAUAGCUAGCUUGUAGGGGCCGCUACAGUUGGUAUUUAGUAUGGGGAUUGCAGAGUGACCAGCACACUGGACUCCGAGGUGGUUCAGACGAGACAGAGGGGAGCAGUGGCCAUCGUCCUCGUGCCAGGAGCUUCUCCGGUCCUGCGCGUAUAGACUGUAUACGUUAUGAAGAAUACACGGGAAGACUUUGUGACUGUCACUUGCUUUUUUCUUCUUCUGCGCUUCAGUAAAAGUGUUGGCAAAUGAGACUGUCUCCUGGCCCCUGCCCGCUGGGGAUCAGCAUGGUUGUCCUUCCAGUCUAAACCAUCCAUCUUUCUCUUGCCUGAAGGGGGAGGGAGGUGGGCCAGGCAGAGGACAGAACUGGAGGCAGUCCAUCUAGGGAAUGGGACUGCGAGGCCACACUUGUGGAACAUUUGGACUGCUAUUCUGGAGCUUUUAUUUCUGGUGUGUUCGUUGCACAGCUGUUUGAAAUGUUUAAUAAAGCUUUAUAAACUUUA
Messenger RNA from Balaenoptera acutorostrata (minke whale), 2108 nucleotides. RefSeq names its product BLCAP apoptosis inducing factor (gene BLCAP). The record is from RefSeq and is a predicted model, not a curated record. The transcript has 2 exons. The coding region runs from base 336 to 599 and encodes 87 amino acids. Lineage: Eukaryota; Metazoa; Chordata; Mammalia; Artiodactyla; Balaenopteridae.